This is a messenger RNA of Parnassius apollo (apollo), 1167 nucleotides long. NCBI's taxonomy places the organism in Eukaryota, Metazoa, Arthropoda, Insecta, Lepidoptera, Papilionidae. The record is from the annotation of a GenBank genome assembly.
AUGUGGCGAAGCCGUACUGCAAUUAGGCAACGGAACAUCGCGAGUCAAUUAUCUGAUGAAGGACGAGACAUUGCACGAGAAGAGCGCCGCGUUAGUAUGGAGCGAAGAAGGGCUUUAAUUCGUGCCACUCAAACACAAGAGGAAAGAGAGGCAGCCCGUGAAACGGCUAGGUUAGAAACGAGAAAUCAUCGAGCUUAUCGUACAGAUCAACAGAGGGAUAAUCUUCGACGUGCAAGAAGAAAUGGUUCAAGCGUUGAUUUGAAUCGAGCAGCGUUUCUAUAUGAUUGCACCAUCGACUACAGCUUGCAUCGUUUAGUUUGCAUUGGUCCAAGGGACGUUGUUUGCCAGCAUUGUGGUGCAUUGAAGUUUGCUGGUGAAACGCCUGGUUUGUGCUGCCUUAGUGGUAAAGUGAAAUUGCCAUUAUUGGUUCCGCCACCAGAGCCAUUGUGUUCCUUGCUUAAUGGCGAAACUCCAGAAUCACGACAUUUUCUAGCGAACACUCAAAAAUACAAUGUCUGUUUUCAAAUGACUUCAUUUGGGGCGGAAAUUAUCGAAGAACACGGAUAUAAUCCGACAUUUAAGGAUGAUCCUGCUUGGAAUACCCUCCACAUAGAGGAGACACUCGCAGCUUUAGAUUCGUUCAUCGAAGAACCAAACAGAGAAGAAACGAAUUUACUUAUCCAUUCACCUCAAUAUUCAAUCACGGAUUCUGAAUUAUUGGGAAUAUUGUCGGAAAAUGUAAUGGAUGAAUUGGAGACCGAUAAUGACGGUGACUCUGAUCCCGAAUUUUUCGAAAUUAAUGAAAAUGCACAAGAAGACUAUGUUGUGUCUGGUGAAGCAUGGAUUCCCGCAAAACCGACAGCUAACAUAACCGAAUUCCCUUUCCUGAAGACCCCCGGACUGAUAGAAGAUGUUGGUGAUGAGCCUAUUAAUUAUUUGGACGCAUUGUGCCCUUCCAAUCUGCUGGAAUUAUUUAAAGACUGUUCCAAUGAAUAUGGGGAAAUAGAAAAAAAUUCUACCGCGGCCAUAAAAAGCAAAAAAAAAAAAUCUUGGAAGCCUGUAACUUGUCAAGAAAUGAAAUUGUUUUUCGGUCUCACAUUUCAUAUGCGAUUUAUAAAGAUAAAUCGCUUGAAUGACUAUUGGAAAAACGAUGCCUAUUUUGAUUAA